Messenger RNA from Letharia columbiana, 243 nucleotides. RefSeq lists its product as uncharacterized. The record is from RefSeq and is a predicted model, not a curated record. The transcript has a single exon. NCBI's taxonomy places the organism in Eukaryota, Fungi, Ascomycota, Lecanoromycetes, Lecanorales, Parmeliaceae. Bases 1 to 243 code for a protein of 80 amino acids.
AUGGACGUCGGCAUCAUCGCCGCCUGUCUCAUCGUCAUGCGUCCCUGCUUCGAGGCCAUCCACAACGCCGUCCGGACGUCCUGUCGCUUCCCCGGACUGUCCUCCGCGAGGAGCGAUUCCGACACGAUAUCCUCCCGGGUCGCGAGCGCACUGCGGGAUAAAGGCGUCGUCCGGACCGUCGUUUUGGAGCUGGAAAGUCAACCCGGCUCGACCCGUGUGGUCACGCCCAAAGACCUGCUGUGA